CACACCCAAACACACGCUCCUCUGCGGGACUCUCAAUACUAUGAGCUCUCCCUCGUGUGUUACCAUUACACUCUACAGGAAACCGACCUGGACAUGCUGGUUCAUACUUCAGCUAAAUACAUUAACAUACAACAACAUUGUUGACAGUAAACUGUCGUAGUUAUACCCCGAUAUCUGGGGUAAACGUCAUUUGGACCGAGUCAUGGAGAAACUGCUCUUUUUUCUCAUUUUGCUGAUUACAUUUUCAUCCAUCAUCUCAGCAGUAAAUGACACAAACCUCACAAGUACCACACCUCCAAGCACAGUUGUUUCGUCAACCAACUCUGUUAAUUUAACAGAAGCAGUCCAGCAGUUAAAUAUUUCAACUACAUAUGAGGAUAGCAACCAGACCUCAGAACCGGUGAACACAAGCACAACUGUUUUAUUUUCCAGAAGCACAGAAGAAUCCAUCAGCAACACCAGCGUCAUGGUUUCCACAACUCCAACAGCAAUAUCAAAAUCCUACACGGACACAAUGCUAGUCUCAACAUCAGCGGCCAAAACAACAGAGGAUGUUUCUUCAGCAACAGUUCUCUCCAACAUCAGCAUGUCAGAGGCAACAGCGACUCCUUUACCAGCAGAAAGCAGACUCACUUUACUCGCCUUUGGUGUGAUGAGUCUUAUACUGGUUCUGAUUGUUGUUAUGGUGAUCUUGGUCGCCGCUGUCAACCUCAAGGGACGCUGUUGUAGAAACACCCAACAACAUGAGAGUAUUAAAAACUGUGAUUCUUUGGUGUCUGACAGCAACCUGACCAGCAACGGUGAGAAGGAAAACAUCACUCUAGUUUCUGUGAGGACAAUAAACACAGAAUACAAUGCAGAUUCUCCCCAGAUCUCUUCAGUUCACAGCACUAUAGUGGACAAUGAUGACCAUGAACUUUCCAGAGACCAGUUGAUUUCACUGGGUUCAUAAUGCAUGGAGACUGGAGGCUGCAUAUUUACUUGAUAUAUAUUUAUAAUGUUGGCUGAAUGUGGAUUAUUGCACCUUUAGUUAAUGGUUAUUGAACACAUCAUGCCCAUGAUGUUCAUUGGUGCACUGCAUAUCAAAUCAUCAUUAUACCUGCAGGGCUUUCAUUUAGUGAAAAUGACACAUGCUUCAGUAUUCUGCAAAAUGUCACUUUUUGUGCUCCUCUUUGUUUUAUAAAACAGUGCAUUUGUGAUUUUGGACCACAAAACCAGUCAAAAAGUAACUUUUUUGGAAAAUGAGAUUUAUAAAUCUUCUGAAAAUUGAAUAAAUAAGUUUUCCUUUGAUUUAUGGUUUGUUGAGAGGACAAUUUAUGGCUGAGAUUUUUAAAUAUCUGGAAUCUGAGGGUUGAAAAUGUUGAAAAAAAAAUCACUUUUAAAGUUGUCUAAUAUCCAUUUUUAGCAAUGAGUAUUACUAUUCAAAGAGUUCUGCUAUAUUUAUGCAAGGGAAUUUACUAAAUGUCUUCAUGGGAGAUUAGAUUUACUUGAUAUUCUACUGAUUGAUCAGAAAUUGAUCAGAAAAAACAUAAAUUGAUCAUUUUGACCUGUGAUGUAUUUUUGGUUACAAAUAUACCUAUAAAGUCUGGUUUUGUUUUCCAGAGUCAUAUUUAUGUCUUAUCUGAAGCAUUUGUGAAGCUAAAAGUUUUUUUGUCUUCACAAAAAUUAUGUUAUGUUUAAGCCACAUAUGCCUUGUUUUUCAUUGUUUAUUUUUUAAUGUUCUUUGACAUGUCUGUGUUUAACAGUUUUACUGUUUAAAGUUUGACAAAACUGCCAAUAACAUGAAUUAUGUCUUAUUCUCCUGAGUAGUUAUCGACCCAGGCUUAUUCUGAAAACGUACCCCUAUAUUCAUUUCUGGAGAGCGCCAAAUACAUCACAGGAGCUUUUUUUUUUUUCGCAAAUCCACCAGAGGCUGCUGUGUACGCUUUUUGAGCUCUCAAAUUUCUUUCAUGAGUGCCAUUCGCGCCUGCUGUUCUUGCGAAAAUUCACCAGAGGCCACUGUCCACUGACUGACUGACUGAUCGACUGACCCACCCUCCUCCUUUCCUAAACCCAACCAAUAGUAUUUUAGAAAGCACCGAUUGACCCCAGAAAUGUAUAUAGGGUUUUCAGAAUGAGCCUGGUAGUUAUAGCUUGGGCUUUUUAAAUGUUCUUACAUCUUUAAUUUGUACAACAAGGACCACAUUCAUAUAGGGUGCAAAAGCCAAUGCAAAACAUUUUUAUGCUAAAGAAAAAAAAACUUUAUUUAUAAACCACCAGAGGACCAAAACUCACAUUAUGUACACCACACAUGUAGAGAACAGCAAUAGUAAUUUAGGCCUACACUGGGACGUAACAAAUAGCUAAAUGUUUUUUGUUGUUGUUGUUGUUGUUAUUGUUGUUUUUAUCCCAGCACAAUUAAUGCACAGCGUAUUACACUACAGUGUUUCUUUGUUUUAAAUGUGUUGACAAAAAUGACAGUUUGAUUAAAAAAAAGAACUGUUAAUAAAUAAAAAUACAAAAUUUCAAAUAUUAGCCUACUUUAAAAUCUGUU
Danio aesculapii is the source of this 2533-nucleotide messenger RNA. It is a transcript of the gene ecscr, whose product is annotated as endothelial cell surface expressed chemotaxis and apoptosis regulator. The record is from RefSeq and is a predicted model, not a curated record. The transcript has 9 exons. Lineage: Eukaryota; Metazoa; Chordata; Actinopteri; Cypriniformes; Danionidae. The coding region runs from base 203 to 952 and encodes 249 amino acids.